AUGGAGGUUCCAGGUUUUUUGAUAUUAAUGUACUUAUUUGAAACUUAUCUAGACUUACGACAACAUGCUACUCUCAAAUUGCCAACUCUUCCAAAAACAUUGGAAGCAGUAAUCAGCCAAGAGAAAUUUGAAAAGUCUCGAGCCUAUAGUCUCGAUAAGAGCCACUUCUAUUUUGUUCAUGAGUUUGUGACGAUCCUGAUAGAUUCUGCAAUUUUGUUCUUUGGCAUAUUGCCUUGGUUUUGGAAGAAAUCAGGAACUUUCUUGCCUUUACUUGGUCUAAUUGAAGAGAAUGAAAUAUUGCACACCCUUUCAUUUUUGGCUGGUGCUAUGAUAUGGUCACAAAUCACUGACCUACCCUUUUCUCUUUAUUCAACUUUUGUAAUCGAGGCCCGCCAUGGUUUCAAUAAACAAACAAUAUGGUUAUUCUUUAAAGACCUUAUCAAAGGAAUAUGUCUUGCUAUUGUACUUGGUCCACCUAUUGUUUCUGCUAUUAUUGUCAUAGUACAGAGUGGAGGUCCUUAUCUGGCUAUCUAUCUUUGGGCAUUUAUGUUUGUACUUUCUCUUGUGAUAGCUCCACUUUUUAAUAAGUUCACCCCGCUUCCUAAAGGAGAGCUCAGACUUAAGAUUGAGAGACUCGCUUUCUCCCUUAAAUUUCCUUUAAAGAAACUAUUUGUUGUUAAUGGAUCUACAAGAUCAAGCUAUAGCAAUGCCUAUAUGUAUUGUUUCUUUAAGAACAAGCCUAUUGUCCUUUAUGAUACAUUAAUUCAGUAG
Messenger RNA from Gossypium arboreum, 771 nucleotides. Its product is annotated as CAAX prenyl protease 1 homolog. The record is from RefSeq and is a predicted model, not a curated record. Gene Ontology annotation, biological process: CAAX-box protein processing. Gene Ontology annotation, molecular function: metalloendopeptidase activity. Lineage: Eukaryota; Viridiplantae; Streptophyta; Magnoliopsida; Malvales; Malvaceae. Gene Ontology annotation, cellular component: endoplasmic reticulum membrane. Bases 1 to 771 code for a protein of 256 amino acids. The transcript is spliced from 9 exons.